AUUGAUGAUUAGUGGCAUUUAAAAUGAGUGUCGAAAUAAAUAUAACUAACGGUUUUCCACCUGAUAUUAUAACGCAAUUUAAAGAAGCGUUUGCAUUUUUUGAUAAACAUCAAACAGGCGAAAUUUCGACUUCCCAGUUAGGAACUAUAAUGAGAGCAUUGGGACAAAACCCCACAGAAAAAGAGUUAAAGAAGAUCACUGCAGAAGUUGAUAAACAAGAAUUCGGCACAAUAAGUUUUGAUACAUUUAUUAACAUGAUGAAAUGCAAGCUUUGCACUACGAAUAUGGUAGAAGAACUACGAGAAUCCUUCCAAGUUUUAGAUAGAAAAAGUACUGGUGUUAUUAGUAUCUUUGAUUUACGUGAUAUCUUGACUAGCACCGGUGAUAAAUUUGACGAUGAUGAAAUUGAAGAAAUGAUGAAGGACGUUGUGUUAAAUGACAACGAUGAAGUUGUAUACGAUGAAUAUAUUAAUACUUUAGCUUCCAAAUAAAUUUUUUUUGAAAGUAUUAAGUAUUUAAUAAACCUUAA
Messenger RNA from Diabrotica balteata, 529 nucleotides. The record is from the annotation of a GenBank genome assembly. NCBI's taxonomy places the organism in Eukaryota, Metazoa, Arthropoda, Insecta, Coleoptera, Chrysomelidae.